Molecule: messenger RNA, 504 nt
Organism: Suricata suricatta (meerkat)
Lineage: Eukaryota; Metazoa; Chordata; Mammalia; Carnivora; Herpestidae
Product: cytochrome c oxidase subunit 8A, mitochondrial
Exons: 2
Coding region: 72-281 (69 amino acids)
Biological process (GO): mitochondrial electron transport, cytochrome c to oxygen
Cellular component (GO): mitochondrion
Source: RefSeq, a predicted model, not a curated record
CCGGCCCCGCCAUUUUGACUUCCCGACCUUGGGUUGUUGCUGGUCGCUUUCGGCAGUCAUUCCUUGCGGUCAUGUCUGUACUGACCCCGCUGCUGCUGAGGGGCCUGACAGGCCUAACCCGGCGGCUCCCGGUGCAGCGUGCUCAGAUGCAUUCCAAGCCUCCGAAGGAGCAACUCGGGACCAUGGAGAUCGCCAUUGGGAUCACCUCCUGCUUCGUGUGUUUCCUCCUGCCGUCGGGCUGGGUGCUGGCACACCUGGAGAGCUACAAGAAGCCGGAGUGAGGGGGCUGGCCUGUCCUCCCCCAUGACCUGACCACCCCUCCUGAUCAUGCCUGCUGCAUUCCUGGCCGGCCUUCCCCGGAUCAUGACCUUCCAUUACAGCGGCCUCUUCUGCAGGCAUGACCACUCGAUUUCUCCACAGUGACAUCCUGGGACCACACAUGUCGGUGUGUAAGGCCCUGCCUGGUAGGGCCUCCUUGUCACAAUAAAGUCCGUUUAAACCUCG